GGAGGGCGAGGACGGCCACUGGGACGUCGACAACGGCCACGCCACCACCAACAACUCCACCCAGUUCACGGUGGACGGCCUCUCCCCCUUCACCGUCUACUCCUUCAGGGUCGUGGCCGUCAACGCGCUGGGGAUGAGCUCGCCCUCCAAGGAGUCCUACUACAUGGUCACGCUGAGGGAGUUACCCGAAGGAAAACCGAUCUUCACGGCCGCCCACAACGCCUCCUCCACCAGCCUCCAACUGCACUGGAAGCCCCCCAGCAGGAGCACCAUCCACGGCGAGUUCCUGGGCUACAAGAUCACGCUGAAGCCGAGAGACGUGCCCGAUGCCCGCCAAGACCAGAUUGUUCGCGUUACGAUUAAGGACCCGACGGUCACGAAUCACGUUGUACAGGGUCUCCGCACCUACACACAGUACCUGGUGUCCCUCCAGGUCUUUAACCCUGAGGGGGACGGACCUUCCUCCACGGUGGCCGUCAUGACCGACGAAGGGAUUCCGGGCCCUCCGGAGAACCUGACGCUGCUCCGGGUGCACGACCGCUCCGUGGACCUGCAGUGGUCGCAGCCCUCGGAGCCCAACGGGGAGAUCCGGGGCUACCGCGUCUACUACAUGCAGGGCAACUACACCAGCGUUCGCACCGUCCACGCCAACGAGCCCAACAUACUCUACUCUCUCCAUGACCUCAACCCCAACACCAACUUCAAGGUGUGGACGAAGGCGUUCACGCAGCGCCACGAGGGCACGUCGUCGGUGCCGCUGACGGUGAAGACGGACGUGUCAGGCCCCGGCGCGCCCGUGAUCUCCAACCUGACGUGCCAGCCCGACGGCAACCUCUACCUGCAGUGGCUGAGGCCGGCGCAGCUCUUCGGCUCCGUCGACCUCUACUACAUCUACUACAGGCCGGAGGACUCCUUCGAGUUCGAGGAGAUCGCCGUCAACUCCGUCAACAACCGCCUCGAGCAUAACUUCCUCCUGACCAACCUGACCUACAACACAAUGUAUGAGGUGAAGGUCCGAGGUGGCACAUAUUCACGCCUCUUCGCUGAUAACAACAAGACCUACAAGGGACCGUUCUCACAGCCUCGCAAGAUCCUCCUGUAUCCAGACUGCCACAAUGCCCCUCCACCAGAUGUCAGUCGUACGGGUCUGGAGAUGAGUGCAGGCAUUAUUGCGGGUAUCAUCUGUGCCACCUUCGCCAUCUUCCUCUUGGUUGUUGCUAUGAUCAUCUGGAGGCGUUUCUUCCAAGGUGCUUAUUAUUAUCUGGAUGACCCCCCCAAGGCUCCCCCAGUGCUUAUGCAUGACUGGGAAAAUGACACAGGUGGUGACGGGGCCUAUGGGCCAAUUGAUGUGCAUGACUUUGCCAAGCACAUUGCGGAGCUGCAUGCUGAUGGGGACAUUGCGUUCUCAAAGGAAUAUGAAGCUAUCCAGGCAGCCUCAGCCCAGGAGCACCAUCCAGCGGAGCACUCGCAGCACCCGGACAACAAGCAAAAGAAUCGAUAUCUCAACAUUGUAGCAUAUGACCACACAAGGGUUCCCUUACGCCCUCUCCCUGGACAGAAGAAGGCCAUGGAGUAUGUGAAUGCUAAUUACAUUGAUGGCUAUGACAAACCACGGGCCUACAUUGGCACCCAAGGCCCACUGCCCUCCACCUUCGAUACCUUCUGGCGCAUGGUGUGGGAGCAGCGUGUCCACAUCAUUGUCAUGAUAACCAACCUUGUGGAAAGGGGGCGUAAAAAGUGCGACCAGUACUGGCCCAAGGAAGGAAAUGAAAUUUACGGCCUGAUUCAAGUGCGUCUCGUUCAUGAAGAAGUUCUGGCAACUUACACCAUCAGAAAAUUAGCUAUUAGACACAUGAAGGUGAAAUGUAAGAAAUCUGGCAGUGGAGAGCGCAUAGUCUACCAAUACCACUACACCAACUGGCCAGAUCACGGCACUCCUGACCACCCACUGCCUGUACUCUCCUUUGUCCGAAAGUCUGCUGCAGCAAAUCCAGAGGAUGCUGGACCCAUUAUAGUCCACUGCAGUGCUGGAGUGGGAAGGACUGGCACAUACAUUGUCUUGGAUGCCAUGUUGCAGCAGAUUCGUGCCAAGGGACGCCUCAAUAUAUGGGGAUUCCUGAAACACAUUCGCACACAACGCAACUUCCUUGUACAGACGGAGGAGCAGUAUAUAUUCAUUCACGAUGCUCUGCUGGAAGCCAUCCAAAGUGGAGACACCAACAUCCCUCGGGCUGGUCUCAGCAGAUAUAUCAGGAUGUUGCAGGCGCCGGGAGGAUCACAGGAGAAGCCCCAGCCUUGGUAUCUUCUAUCGCACCAGUUCAAGCUGGUUACACAUUUCCAGCCAAGAGAUUUCAAUGUUGUCAGUGCAGUCAAGCCUGUCAAUAGAGAGAAGAACCGCAGCACAGACCACCUGCCCAUGGAGAAUGGCCGUGUGCACCUGACCCCCAAGCCAGGUGUGGAAGGCUCAGACUACAUCAAUGCAACCUGGCUGAUGGGCCAUCAGAGACUACGAGAAUUCAUCCUGACACAGCACCCUCUGCCACCCUCCAUCCUUGAUUUCUGGCAGAUGGUUUGGGAUCACAAUGCCCAGACAAUAGUUGUUUUGACAGCUGUAGACGAGAGUCAGGGCUAUCCCCAGUUCUGGCCGGCGCAGCAUGAUGACUUUGACUCUGAGCAUUGGAAGGUGCGUUAUCUGGAAGAGAAAUUGAAUGCUGGGUUGGUGACUGUUGAUGUUGCAGUCCAGAGUUUGCAAGAUGACUAUGAGUUACCGGUUAGAUUAAUUCACGCUCCUGGCUGGCCCCACACUCUGCCAGCUCUUACUACUACUCUCAGCCUUGUCUCCUUAGUGUCUGAGGCCCAUACUAAUUACCAGAAUGGACCUUUAAUAGUUGUUGAUCGGUUUGGAGGGACGGAGGGAGCCACAUUCUGCUGCUUAACUGCCCUGAAGAACCAGGUUGACUUCGAGCAGCACUUGGACCCUUACAUGUUUGCCAAGCUUUACCACAACAGAAGGCCAAGUAUUUGGACAAGUCAGGAUGACCUCCUGUUCAUCUACCGGGCAAUGGAAUCCUACACAGCCAGUGAAGGAAGCCACAGUGGAAGCAGCAAUGACAUGGCAGGGCUCCAUGACCCUGUGAUCACCAUGCCCCCCAUCACAACAGUGACUGCGGCACCUGCAAUGCCCAGUGCCCCCUCACCUGUCCCUCUGACCUCUCCACCCCAGACGCCUUCAGCUCCAACUCUCCCUGCCAUCAGCACACCCCCUAGUACGUGUGCGAACGGCCAAGUGCCCUCCAAUGGACAUGCAACGUUAACAGGCAAUGGUACAGUCAGAGUCCCUCCAGAAGGGAUGGAAGAUGCACCACAGGCAACAGAGAUCCCUCCAGUUUGAGUUGUUUGGACUGCCAGUUAGGUCUGUUCAAAGAUCUUGCGCUCUGUCAAAAUAACGUGAAAUGCCUUGAAGAAGUUCUGUUCUGUUCAAGAAGUGUGUUACCAAGUGUUGAACAAGUGCACAUUAUAUUCAUAUAACACUUUUUGUAAGCAUCGGCUUCACCUUAGGAAAGCUGAACCUAUUAGCAAGUAUAAGGAUUUAGUACUCCAAAAGCAUCAGAUGGCAAAAGCAGCUGAAAUGGUCAUUAGUGCUAUCACAAAAAAAGUGUGAAUUGAAGUAAUGCAUAUUACUGGUCUGAGAUUUAGACUCAACAUUGAAAACACAUCAAUGCAUUUAUUGUAUUCUAAUGAAAGACAUUGUUAGCCGUAAGUGAUGCAUUCGUCCUGGACUUCACUAAGCAGUAAAAUUUUGUUAGGUGCGCUGCCCUGUAAACCAGUGUUGACAGUAGCCAGUCUGUGCAUAAAGGAAAUGUCUCCUGCCGCUGCUGCUACAAGCCUGUGUUUUAAGCUUAAGGGCAACUUUGUGCUGCUUACCCAGACAACUGCUUAUGUACAGUGUAUAGCUAGUUUUCUAAAAAAUAUAAAGGGAAAAAAUUGGCCCGCAAGAGGGGUCACCUUUCAUGUACAGAAUGAUUUUCAUAAGUAAUUUAUCUGUGGUGUCUUUCAUUUAUUAUAUUAUUGGUACUUCUUCACAUGCUGCUUUAUAGCUUACCUUUUCUACGUGAUUACAAAGAGAAUAAAAAAAUAAGGGAAGUUUUCCCUACAUUUAAAAGACAUCUAGUCUAGUUAGUGUAAGUUAGAAAAUAGAUAUUUUGGUAUGGAGGUGCAUUUGCCUUGAUUCCAUAGUGCUCCUGAAAAAUUAUUUUUUCAUCUCUAUUUUCAUUUUAUUUAAUAUGAAUACAUUGUUCAUUGACCUCAUAAUGUAGCCAUUUGAUUACAGUCAAUUGUAAUGUUUAACAAAGACUCAGAGUAAGGCAAGAUCACACACAUGAGUCCUUUGGGAGCAUUGCACAAAUAAUUCUGUUUUGUGAGUAUGACUUUUUUUCUCUUUUAUUUUUGACACCAAGCCCUAUCCAUAAGUUCUAAGAUACCUCCCUCUUAAGGCACAAAAUAAAUUAAGAUGAUAUUUUUCUUAUAAACUACCAUAAUAAAACCUAGCCUC
Molecule: messenger RNA, 4552 nt
Organism: Penaeus vannamei (Pacific white shrimp)
Lineage: Eukaryota; Metazoa; Arthropoda; Malacostraca; Decapoda; Penaeidae
Source: RefSeq, a predicted model, not a curated record